AUGGCCAUGAAGCAGAUCACCAACCGCUGGCGCCGAACCAACGCGACAGCCAUUUACGAGCCAGUCAACCCACCGACGGCCGACGUUCUUCGCAAGAUUGGGACAAUGGAGCCUUCAGACAAGGGAUUCACUGUAGAGCCAUCUACUCUCUACCUCACCAACUCUGAGCGUGCUGAGAUUAGAGCAUUUGCUCGUCGCAUCAAGCACAUAGAGGCCAAUUCAGAGGAGCGAAAGCUAGCGCGCGUUUUUCGCAUCCUCGAUUUGCCAGUCGACGUUCGUUUAAUCAUCUACGAACACACCUUCCAGGAGAAACUGGACGAUGAGCACGUGCUUGCAGUCACCGCUACGCCAAAAGUUGCGCGUGUGUGCAAGACCUUUCGUGCGGAAGCACUUCCACUUUUCUUCGCGAAUACCGAGUUUCACUUGCCAAUCGGCUCGAACCUCUUGCAUCGUGCCCUCUACCGCAAGCAUGCCCUCGGGGGUAGAUUCAAUGCUUUGCGGACGUCUGGGCAACAGAAGCGAGCUGGAGUUCUCAAUUUCAAAAAGCCGGUGAAGAAGGCUAUUCGUGACGCUGGUGACGACGCUGUGUUCCGAAACGUGGUUCUCCAGAUGUUCGAGGUCGCGGAAUCCUCAUUCCACAGGGCUGGUAGUUCAAAAUUUUCAUGCUUCAUCGAAAUCAAGCUCUCCUUGUGCAAGGGCCAGCUGCGCGUCGACGCGACCGAGAAGUAUGCUCAUCCCUCGAACAAGAUCGUGCCGAGGGAAUACCGCUGGGCUGGCGGAUAUCCAAUCGAGCGAGAAGAUGUGGAUGUAGUUGUCGCAGAAGUUCGCCGGGUCGCCGCUCGCAUUGCCAGCACUGCUGGUUUCAAGGGACUAAAGCUAUGUGAUCUGGAGAGCUUGGCUCGGGCGUUUCGCUUCACGCAGCCUUGA
This is a messenger RNA of Sphaerulina musiva SO2202, 927 nucleotides long. RefSeq lists its product as uncharacterized. Bases 1 to 927 code for a protein of 308 amino acids. The record is from RefSeq and is a predicted model, not a curated record. Lineage: Eukaryota; Fungi; Ascomycota; Dothideomycetes; Mycosphaerellales; Mycosphaerellaceae. The transcript has a single exon.